UACACCCAAGCAGCGCAGACCGGUCGGCACUUGGAAUAAACAUCGUCGCGGUAUUACUGCCCUCUGUCCAUCUUUAUUAUUAGCGCUUCGCUCCGCCCUCCUACCUGUAAAUCUCCCCACUCUCCUCUGGAGCGGAUCUGACAGGCGCUCUCAGCUGGCCGCUCUGUGCCAGGGCUGCAGGGGAUCGAAUGGAGACAGUGACAUCCACCCGAGCGCGAGUCCUUUUUACGCAGAAUUGACAACUAAAACGCCCGCAAGAUGAUGUAGUCUUCAGAGACAGCUAUUCAGUUGUAUAUUUAAAUUAUCUCUUUUUGUUUUUCGUUUUGUUGCAAGCCGUUCACGGUCGAUUGACGCCUAAAGAAAGUGAGAACGAUCGAUCGAAAUCUCCGGCUGCUGAUCGACAGGAUCCCUGAAUGGAAGACAACUAGAGAGGUGCCUCGCCGACAACAGGCUGCAGUAAACAAUUCCACUGUCGUUGUGUUUACCAUUACCCGAAAUAUCAUUGGCAGCCUCGACGGCUGCAAACGACGCCGUCUUCACCAUGGCUUUUGGCGUGAAAGAGCCAGAAAACCCCUCAGGCUGAGAAGCAAUGACAAUUAGUAAAUAUUGCGGAUUUAAAUGCCUCUCUCCAAGGGCCACCGACCCACUAUUUUGGUCCGGUUCGCGUGUGCGGUGUCUCACGCUGUCACGAAUAAACAAUUCAUAGGCUGCUAAAAUACAGAAAGAGACUCCAUCGGGUGGGUGAACAUAUUCUACAGUGAGGGGGGGAUUUUUUUCCAAGCAAUAUGGCUGGUGAGUGGGGCUGGGGACGCUGGCACAGGCUAUCCAAGGCUCCUAAAUGCUAGCUGAGGCAGAUGGCACCGUUCCCCAUGGAAGCGACAGCUCUAUGAGGACAAGCAAUAUCAUUAAUAAUAUAAAUCCGGACUCUUCAAUCUUAAUAUCCAAGAUGGAAGACGUUGUCAUCCCGUUCUCGUCUGAGGUGCCCUGCGACAAUAAUGGACAGCGCAUGUGGUGGGCAUUCCUCGCCUCCUCCAUGGUGACGUUUUUUGGGGGUCUCUUCAUCAUCCUGCUGUGGAGAACCCUCAAAUAUAUGUGGACUGUUUGCUGCCACUGCAACGUCAAACACAAGGAGGCUCAGAAGGUGAUCAAUCCGGCAGCAGACAAACCAAAGGAUGAGAAGGAGGAGGUCCCAAUCAGCGAGGUGGGAUGGAUGACUUCAGUCAAAGACUGGGCUGGUGUCAUGAUCUCCGCUCAGACAAUCACUGGCAGAGUUCUGGUGGUGUUAGUCUUUGCGCUCAGCAUCGGGGCCCUUGGAAUAUACUUCAUAGACUCCUCAGAUCCUAUAGAAUCCUGCCAGAAUUUCUACAAAGAUUUCACGUUACAGAUCGAUAUGGCCUUCAAUGUCUUCUUCCUCCUUUAUUUUGGUCUGCGAUUUAUCGCGGCCAAUGAUAAACUGUGGUUCUGGCUGGAGGUCAACUCAGUGGUCGACUUCUUUACCGUUCCUCCCGUGUUUGUUUCUGUCUACUUGAACAGAAGCUGGCUCGGUUUAAGAUUUCUCAGAGCACUAAGAUUGAUACAGUUUUCAGAAAUCCUCCAGUUUUUGAAUAUCUUGAAAACAAGCAACUCCAUUAAGCUGGUGAACCUGUGUUCCAUCUUUAUAAGCACAUGGCUCACAGCGGCAGGAUUCAUACAUUUGGUGGAAAACUCAGGGGAUCCUUGGGAAAACUUCCAGAAUUCCCAGUCACUUUCCUAUUGGGAAUGUGUCUACUUGCUGAUGGUGACAAUGUCAACAGUGGGCUACGGGGAUGUCUAUGCAAAAACCACCUUGGGGCGCCUGUUUAUGGUCUUCUUCAUCCUUGGUGGUUUGGCCAUGUUUGCUCGCUACGUGCCAGAAAUUGCUGCUCUCAUCCUUAAUCGGAAGAAAUACGGAGGGAGUUAUAACUCGACACGAGGCAGAAAGCAUAUUGUGGUCUGUGGUCAUAUUACCCUCGAAAGUGUCUCCAACUUCCUCAAAGACUUCCUACACAAGGACAGGGAUGAUGUCAAUGUUGAAAUUGUUUUUCUCCAUAAUAUUUCCCCUAAUCUUGAGCUGGAAGCCUUGUUCAAACGCCAUUUUACCCAAGUAGAGUUCUACCAGGGAUCUGUUCUCAACCCUCACGAUCUCGCCAGAGUGAAGAUCGAGUCAGCAGAUGCCUGCCUAAUCCUAGCCAACAAAUACUGUGCAGAUCCUGAUGCUGAAGAUGCAUCGAACAUCAUGAGGGUUAUUUCGAUCAAGAACUACCAUCCCAAGAUCAGAAUAAUCACACAGAUGUUACAGUACCACAAUAAGGCCCAUCUGCUGAACAUUCCAAGCUGGAACUGGAAGGAGGGUGAUGAUGCUAUCUGCCUGGCGGAGCUGAAGGCAGGCUUCAUAGCCCAGAGCUGUCUGGCCCAGGGCCUGUCCACCAUGCUAGCCAACCUCUUCUCUAUGAGGUCCUUCAUUGAGAUUGAGGAGGACACAUGGCAGAAGUAUUACCUAGAAGGGGUGGCUAAUGAGAUGUACACAGAGUAUUUGUCCAGUGCCUUUGUCGGCCUCACCUUCCCCACUAUCUGUGAGCUGUGUUACGUGAAGCUGAAGCUGUUGCUUAUUGCCAUCGAAUACAAGUCUGAGCAGAGAGAGAGCAGCAUCCUCAUCAACCCGGGCAACCAUGUCAAGAUGCAGGAGGGAACGCUGGGAUUCUUUAUCGCCAGUGAUGCCAAAGAAGUAAAGAGGGCAUUUUUCUACUGCAAAGCUUGUCAUGACGACAUCACAGACCCUAAGCGGAUCAAGAAGUGUGCCUGCAAACGACUGAUUUAUUCCAAGAUGUCCGUCUACAAACGAAUGAAACUGGCAUGUUGUUUUGAUUGCGGCUGUUCAGAGCAAGACUGCUCUUGCAUGUCAGGCAGUGUACAUAGUAACAUGGACACCCUUCAGAGGGCCUACCCACUUUCCUCUGUCUCUGUUCAUGAUUGCGCAACCACUUUACGUGCCUCCAAAUAUAAGUAUAAUGGAUAUGUCAGAUCACCAGCAGAUGGCGCUACAACACCAGGGAACAGUGGAAGUCAGAAAGAGGCUGGCGUUCGAUUCAAAGCUGAUUGCAAUUUAGUCGAAGACGAGCAUCCAUCAACUCUCUCGCCCAAAAAAAAGCAGCGCAACGGAGGGAUGCGAAACUCACCCAACUGCUCACCCAAAAUGAUGAGUCGACACGACCCCCUUCAAAUUCCUGGAAAUGAACAAAUUGAGAGCAUGGACAUGAACGUGAAGAGGUAUGACUCGACGGGGAUGUUUCACUGGUGCCCGUCAAAGGAAAUCGAAAAAGUUAUCCUGACCCGGAGUGAAGCCUCCAUGACAGUGCUGAGCGGCCAUGUGGUGGUCUGUAUAUUUGGGGAUGUCACGUCCGCUUUAGUGGGGCUGCGAAACUUGGUGAUGCCUUUAAGAGCCAGCAACUUCCAUUACCACGAGCUAAAGCCUAUUGUUUUUGUGGGCUCGCUGGAUUACCUGCGGAGAGAGUGGGAGACUUUACACAACUUCCCCAAGGUCUCCAUCUUACCUGGUACGCCAUUAAGUCGGGCAGAUUUAAGGGCUGUCAACAUCAACCUCUGCGACAUGUGCGUUAUACUGUCAGCCAAUCAGAACAAUAUCGAAGAUACCUCACUGCAGGAUAAGGAAUGCAUCUUGGCAUCACUCAACAUCAAAUCUAUGCAGUUUGAUGACAGCAUCGGGGUCUUACAGGCUAAUUCCCAAGGUUUCACGCCUCCUGGAAUGGACAGGUCAUCUCCAGACAGCAGUCCAGUACAUGGCUUUGUGCGUCAGGCUUCCGUCACCACCGGAUCCAACAUCCCCAUCAUCACAGAGCUAGUGAACGACUCAAACGUUCAGUUCCUGGACCAAGAUGAUGAUGACGACCCAGACACAGAGCUGUAUCUCACUCAGCCCUUCGCCUGCGGCACCGCCUUCGCUGUCAGUGUACUCGACUCCCUGAUGAGCGCGACAUACUUUAAUGAUAACAUCCUCACGCUGAUUCGGACGCUGGUCACAGGGGGAGCCACACCAGAGCUGGAGGGCCUGUUGGCUGAGGAGAACGCCCUGCGAGGUGGUUACAGCACACCGCAAACACUGGCCAACAGAGACAGGUGUCGCGUCGCCCAGCUAGCCCUCUACGACGGGCCAUUUGCCGACUUGGGGGAUGGCGGCUGCUACGGGGAUUUAUUCUGUAAAGCACUGAAGACGUACAACAUGCUGUGUUUUGGAAUCUACAGAUUAAGAGACGCUCACCUCAACUGCCCGAGCCCGUGUACAAAACGGUAUGUGAUCACGAACCCACCAUAUGAGUUUGAGCUCGUGCCCACAGACCUGAUAUUCUGCCUCAUGCAGUUCGACCACAAUGCAGGCCAGUCCCGGACAAACUUGUCCCACUCUUCCCACUCCUCCCAUUCCUCCAGCAAAAAGAGCUCCUCUGUCCACUCCAUCCCGCCCUCCAACCGGCAGAACCGCAACAGUAAGACCCGGGAGGCCCGCGACAAACAGAAUGCAACAAGGAUGAAUAGAAUGGGCCAAGAAAAGAAAUGGUUUACAGAUGAAACAGAAAAUGCCUACCCACGGAAUAUUCAGAUCAAGCCCAUGAGCACUCACAUGGCCAACCAAGUCAACCAAUACAAAUCCACUAGUAGUCUGAUUCCACCAAUCAGAGAAGUUGAAGAUGAAUGCUGAACACAGGGUUUUCUUGCUGACUCACCAGGCAUCUGUAUGCUCUUUCAAAAGAGAUGGGAGAUCACCCAUGGAGGAUUGAUGAUGAUGAUGAUGAUGAUGAUGAUGAUGACAGGGAUGUUGAAGACUGACACAUUUCUCUUCACUCAUUCUUCUAAUCAAGGGUUGGACAGAAACCCAAACUAGAUGGGACCUCCCCUUGUGUAUACCUUUAAUGUUACUUCCAUGCUCUUGGACAUAGUUUUAUUUAUUAAUGUAUCCAUAGUGAUGUACAUAAUGACAAUCAAAUAAGGAUUGUACAGCCCCUUCCCCCUAGCACUUUUUGGAUUUAUUUUAAGAAUUGAAAAAAAGAGUACUUCCUGUAAUUCUUUGCAAUAGUUCACCUCUUCGUGUGACCAGACCCCAUUGCUAAGGUGACUGGUUAUUGGAGGAUGAGGGUUGCAGCGAUAACAUGUUCAUAUCAUCUCCCAAAGAUCCGCCCAGAUGCGUCACGUCAAACCAGCUGGAUUCAUCAACUUCAUAUCCCCUGGCUUCUGUUCUAUUUGCACUAAAACUGAACAAGUUUCUUUUGACAGAACAACUGGAACCAUCAGAUCCCCCUCCAAUAAAAUGUCUCUGAGGAGAUGAAGGAAGGAAGAAAGGAAGAGGGAGGGAGGGCUGCUUGGCUUCGAAAGCAUACUAGUCUUGUUCUUGGGUUGUUUUACAUCAUGUCAUUGCUUAAGGUUUGCUACUUCACUGUUGACUCAUCAUGUUGAGUGAGAGCAUUCCACUCCUGCUGAACAAAGUAAUCUUUCAUAACAGUAGUUUAAAAACUCGAAGAAUGGUGCAGUGUUGGCGUAUACUAGCGGAAAGAGAACCCUGUACCUGCUGUAUGUAUCUGCUGAUACGUCAGAUCAUAAAGCCUGUGACUCUGUUUGAAGCGCCUAUCGCAUGAUAUGUGCCUGAGCCCCCUUCUAUAACAGAUACAGUGCGGUUGAUCAACCUGCGUACAUGAGAAGGAUGAAAAACAACUACCCUUGUCCUUCAUGUGUUCAGGAGCAUUUACGUUAUGUGCACGCUGUGUCUGUGUGUGUGUGUGUGUGUGUGUGUGUGUGUGUGUGUGUGUGCCCUGAUCAGUGGUCUCAUCUCCUCCAUUGCCGUGUAUGUGAUGGUGCACCUUUAAAAGAACAGCAUGUGGAAACUUUGCUCUAAAAAUGAAAGUCAUGGUAGACAAAAAAGAGUAGACGAGUCUAGAGGGUUUGGAUCUACAAACAAAAUUAUUAUGUUGCAUCAAAAAUCAGACCAAAAUCCCAAACUAUGAUUGAGCCAAGCUAACACGAACAGCAGCUGCGUGUCCACCGUUGACGCUUUGCCGUGAUAUCUGCGGCAGAAUUUGGGAUCACAAAGAGUGGUGUAUUUUCUGAAUGUUUCGUCUGUUACAAAAAGUACAUGUCUGAGGAAAGAAAUGCCACAUAUUGCAUAAAAGUGGGCUUCAAUGGGUCCUCCUCUGAUCAAAACAACUGCCUGGCACAGGGUUGGCACAGAGGCAGUAAAGAGCUUGGAUGUUCUCUGUUGCCAAUCCAGAUGUCACACGCCUCAAAACUCUCAGGAGUUAAGCUGCUAUGUUCGGUCCUCUCGCAUGGGGAAAUGCUCAAACAUAGAUGGGUGGAAAUGCAACACUGCACACAGACUGCUAAUAAGGAUACUGCAGAGGAACCAGUGUUCUUUAUGCUAGCCUGUGUUCAACAUUAGUGUGUGUUUUGCACGUUUAGGCACUGUUAGAUCCAAAUCCAGCUGGGAUAGUGAUGGAGGAUUGAGGCGUUAGCCUUGUACUCCUAAUACAUAAACUUCAUGCAAAUAUGUAGUUGAAUUCAUACAUUUAAACAUAAUUAUUUUGUAUCCAUAAACAUAAUCAAUUUGUACUUAUUUUUCUAGACAAGAACCAAGUGAAAAGUACUACGGGAGAUUAAAAGACUCAAAUAAUCUUUUACCUACAUAUCAAAGGAUUUUGUCUUGGACUAUAUCACCCCUCUGUGCCCUCUUUAACAACUGCAUCACUCUGGAGCCAAUAAAGCUUAGACUAGCUUGUAUUGUGAAACUACCGUCUUCAGCCUGGCAGCUCAGCUAUAGAGACUGUUGGGUGCUUGUAGAAAUAGAUUAAGGCUCAUCUGACUCCUCAGAUGCACAGAUGAGCCAUAUCUAUUAAAUAAUGUGUCUACUGCUAAGCAUCCCUAGCUGCAAACAUGCAGACGGAAAGAUAGGUGAAAAGGAGUUAUGGGAUGGUAAAUGGUGUAUUUAGGUGGAGAGCAGAACAGAGUGGUAUUAAUAACGUGAAGAUCAUAGAGUCGCUCUCUCUGUGUGCAGGCCGGAACUGAAUAACCAUUAGUUCUGUUUGACCUAAAUUAGGUCUCUAGUGUGGAGGAAGAGUGUGUAUUUUACACCUAAGCACAGUGUGCUGGUGUUUUCCACAUAAUCAGAUUUCAAAUAUGACAGGGAAACACAGUAGUUUAUUGCAGUGAUUCUUCUCUAUAGGCUAUAAAGAAAAAUUAAGUGAAAAAAAAAUUGGAAUAUAAUAAUAUUGUGCUAAAUAUGUUUGUGUAAAUUCAACCCAUUAUAUAAACCACAUUUCUUUUUCAAACAAAAUGAUCUGAGCUUCAAUGUCCGUCUAUUGGGUGUGUUGCAAAUAUACUGAAGCCUCAUACACAUUGUCCUGAAGUGAACUUUUGAACUGUGAUUACAUCGUUGUCACACUUUGUAGCAAAUAGAUUUCUUUUCAGAAAACAUGUGAGUGAAAUGUAUGUAUAAUUGGGUUGGUAAUAGCAACUUGCUAGCCUGAACACUAAGGAACUAUUAAUAUUUGAUAAUGGCAUUAACUUAUUAUACAUAGAAUCGACAAACUGAUUGUUAUGUUGAAAAAAAGACAAAUCUUGAAAAUGAAAUAUCCUGGUUUCUUGUGGGAGAAUAUUAAGUAGGAAAAGUCAGGCGGAAUUUGAUCUGGUUUAUCAGCCAUUACAAAGAAGAAGGUAGCACCAAUUCAGCAGAGGUUAUCAAAAGAGAGAACAUCCUUAAUUUCCCUGUUUUUAUUACUUUGUGUUAUUACAGGGUUUACAUUCCAUUUUGUCAGCUUGUCAUCUGUCACAAUCUGUCACAACUGCUUCUUAUUUGUUUACAGAGUAUUUUAUUAGGGUACUUAAACAUAGCAUUGUUCAGAAAUAAAACGGUACAUGCUGCAAACUGGCAUUAACAUAAACUCACAAAGUAAUGCACCAUUUGUUUUCCUUAUCCUUGAUUACUGUGCUUUUUCUACCUGAACCCUCAUUGUGCGACUCAUUCAGGCUGGCAUUAUUCACAACACUGGACUGAGAUUUAUCUCCUUCCUACACCUUGUCAUAUGUCUCUGUUAGAUGUUUUAGGUCUUUGCAUUGUAUACCUCUAAAGUUUUUUAGAGUGUUUUUUGAAGUGCCAUGAAGAGUUUAGUUAAGCAAGCAUCCUUCAGUCAUUCUGGGACACAAGCUCGCUUUGAGGGAGCUGAGUCCAAGUGUUUUCCACUAUGAGAAUGGUGUAAUGUACUUGCAUGGAGAACAUCCAAGCCAUUAAUGCCUCCAUGCAAGUAUAGUGCCAGGCAAUGUAGAAGGUCAAGAGGAGGGCCCAUAUUAAGUCCCACUAUAGCGAAAAGUGGCAUUCAGAGAGACAGCUGGGGCAGAUGGAAGCCCCGGUCAUCAUACCACACAUAUCGUCUGCGCAUAUGGAUGACUGAAAGAUGCACAUAGAGGCACAUGCCUGUAACAUCAGAUGUGUUGUUGUCUACUGAACAAAACAAAGACUAUGAUACGUCAUACGUUACUGUUACAGUAUGUUGCAUUAUUUUUGUUAAUCUAUUUUUUGCUGUAAAGGAUGGAUAUAAUAACUUAUUUGCUGGGAAUUGUACUAGAUAUAAUAGAACAUAUAAAACUUAUGGGGAUGGGAGGUGGGUCUCAAGUCUUAACAAUACAUUAAAAUUGCAUUCAGCAAUUUUUUUGUUUAAAAAAAAAAAAAAGAAAAGUUGCAAUUUUUGUUUAUUACUUUUGGCUGCCUAUCAGUUCAGGAAGAAUUCAGGACAUUGUUCUUGCGUAUCACAGAUAGGAUUUGUUGGCACAUCAUCAUUGCAGCAAACAGGAGUUUGACAAAGCAGUCUAAUUAGUUUGGAUGUGUUCUAGAUAUGAUGGAUACAUGGAUUAUUUGAUGGUGCUGAGUUGAUCUACCUGACUCUGUCAAAUAUAAUCUGCUGAUAAAUAUACUGUCUUGUACAAAAAGGUUGUACAUAGAUUGUACAUGGUUUCUUUUUGUAUUUUCUCAAAUUAAAAUGGAUGUAUUUGUGUUCUAAACCUG
Messenger RNA from Perca fluviatilis (European perch), 9073 nucleotides. RefSeq names its product potassium large conductance calcium-activated channel, subfamily M, alpha member 1a (gene kcnma1a). Bases 839 to 4729 code for a protein of 1296 amino acids. Gene Ontology annotation, biological process: potassium ion transport; transmembrane transport. The record is from RefSeq and is a predicted model, not a curated record. Gene Ontology annotation, molecular function: large conductance calcium-activated potassium channel activity. Lineage: Eukaryota; Metazoa; Chordata; Actinopteri; Perciformes; Percidae. The transcript has 33 exons. Gene Ontology annotation, cellular component: postsynaptic membrane.